CUGGUUCCUACCUCGUGUCCGCUUCAUGCCUCUCCACAAGCUGGGCCCAGCCCUCUGUGCCUAGAGCUGAGCCCCCGUAUCCAGAAACCCCGCCCGGACAGCCAGAACUCAGGCCGACAGUGUCCAAGGGUCUUUGCCCAAGGUCUCAACUGCAAAUACAGAGAUUCGCUAAUUGCUAAGUUGGCAACUUGUUAUUGGAAACAUCGGUGCUCCGUGACUGGGUGAUGUAGCCAGUGGGUCCUUUGCCAAAUGAGCUGUUGACCACAUUCCACUGGGAGGAUUAGUCGGCUCCUCUGAAGGCCUGACUGUCCCGCGGGAAAGGCUGGAUGUGACCUGUGACUCAGGCCAGGCAGGCCCAGGGUGCUGGGUGCUCCUGUGAGUCGCUCCCUGCCAGCCAGGGGCCACUGGCUUUCCGGUCAGUGCUGUGUCCUCCUCAGCCUUGGGCCAGGCACCGUGAUGACCCCGCAGGAUGAGCCCCACACACACUCAUGAAAUUUCCAGUGAAAGCUGCAGACGCUGCAGGCUGAGUUCCUGGGCCCGAUGGCCCCGCUGCCCUCGCUCCUGGGCCGAAGGGCCCCCCAGGUGGCCAGGUGCCCAGGGCCCUCAGGCCCCUAACUAGGCCAUCCUGGGCAUCCCGGACGGCGGGCUGGAAGCCCGAGGCCCAAGUGGGUGCGCAGCCCCGCCCGGCCUCCUGCCUCCCCAGGCACCCAGGCCGCGGUGGGGCAGGGCCUUGUCCCGAGCUGACUCCGUGGGCCCUGGCGGGUCCCGGCCCGGGGUGCGGGGUCUCGAGGCCAGAGGGGCAGGGCUGCAGUCGGAGCUCGGGGCCCCACCCGGCCUCUUUCCCACCCCUGCGCUGACUCACCCCUGACCCACUUGGCGGCCCCGGGCGCAGGGCCAGGCGCCUAUAAAGGCAGGCGGGCCCAGGCCCUGCACCCUGCUCAGUUGCCACCUGUCACCGCGCCAUGCUGGGAGGCCUGGGGAAACUCGCCGCCGAGGGCCUGGCCCACCGCACCGAGAAGGCCACCGAGGAGGCUGUUCACGCCGUGGAGGGAGUGGUGAAGGAGGUACUAGAGCACGCCAAGGAGGCCGGAGAGAAAGCCGUCGCCGAUGCCCUGAAGAAGGCCCAGGACUCCGGAGAGAAAGUAGUGAAGGACGUCACCGCAACGGUGACCGAGGCCGUGACGGGCGCCGUGGCCCACGCCGUGGAGGGCCUGGGCCCGCGGGGGCAAUGAGCAGGCCUGAGGGGCUCCCGCGCCUCAAUAAAGGGCCGCCCCACCA
This is a messenger RNA of Canis lupus familiaris (dog), 1278 nucleotides long. It is a transcript of the gene FAM25A, whose product is annotated as family with sequence similarity 25 member A. The coding region runs from base 963 to 1232 and encodes 89 amino acids. NCBI's taxonomy places the organism in Eukaryota, Metazoa, Chordata, Mammalia, Carnivora, Canidae. The transcript has 5 exons. The record is from RefSeq and is a predicted model, not a curated record.